This is a messenger RNA of Aureococcus anophagefferens, 1251 nucleotides long. RefSeq lists its product as hypothetical. The transcript has 3 exons. Gene Ontology annotation, cellular component: nucleoplasm; cytosol. Gene Ontology annotation, molecular function: ubiquitin binding; proteasome binding; damaged DNA binding. The record is from RefSeq and is a predicted model, not a curated record. NCBI's taxonomy places the organism in Eukaryota, Pelagophyceae, Pelagomonadales, Pelagomonadaceae. Bases 48 to 1163 code for a protein of 371 amino acids. Gene Ontology annotation, biological process: proteasome-mediated ubiquitin-dependent protein catabolic process; nucleotide-excision repair.
GCGGACAGCGCAGCGAGGCGACGCGCGGCCGAACGCCAACACCAACGAUGCUCGUCGCGGUGAAGACGCUCGAGGGCCGCCUCUUCAAGGUCGAGGCCGCGCCGGAGUCGACGAUCGGCGCGGUCAAGGGCCUCAUCGAGGCGUCGCAGCCGGAGCUCAAGGCCGCGGCGAUGAAGCUCAUCCACAGCGGCAAGGUGCUCAAGGACGAGGACACGCUCGCGGACAAGGGCGUCACGGAGCAGUCGUUCCUCGUGUGCAUGGUCACGAAGCCCAAGCGCGCGGCGGCGCCCAAGCCCGCGGCGGCGCCCGCGCCGGCGCCGGCCGCGGCGCCCGCGGCGCCGCCGCCGUCGACGCCGGCGCCGUCGGCGCCCGCGCCGACGCCCGCGCCCGCGCCCGCGGAGACGCCCGCGGGGCUCCAGAGCCCCGCGGCGUCGCCGCACGUGACCGCGGAGGCGUUGGCGCAGCUCGACGCCAUGGGCUUUGGCCACGCGGACCAGUCGCGCGCGGCGCUGGAGGCGGCCAUGGGCAACGUGGACCUCGCCGUCGAGUUCCUUAUGAACGGCAUCCCCGACGAGGCCGCGCUCACGGGCGCGAACCUCGACGGCGACGGCGACGCGGCGAUGGACGACGCGGGCGCGUCGCCGCUCGCGACGCUCCGCGCGCACCCGCAGUUCGACGACCUGCGCCGGACGAUCCAGGCGAACCCGGGCGCGCUCCAGCAGGUCCUCGCGGGCAUCGGCCGCGACUCGCCGGAGCUGCUCGCGCUCAUCCACGCGAACCAGGCCGAGUUCCUCCAGAUGAUGAACGAGCCCCUCCUCGGCGCCAUCUCCGGCGGCGGCGGCAUGGGCGGCGGCGGCCGCGGGCCGCCGGGCGGCGGCGGCGGCGCGGGCAACGUCGUCCGCCUCACGCGCGAGGAGGCCGACGCCGUCGGCCGCCUCCAGGAGCUCGGCUUCUCGCGCGAUGACGCGGUCCAGGCCUACCUCGCGUGCGACAAGAACGAGUCGCUCGCGGCGAACCUCCUCUUCGACGGCUUCGACUCCGUCGCCAUGGGCGGCGGCGCCCAGGCCGCCUUCCCGGACGACGCGCCCGCGCCCGACGGCGGCGGCGACGCGCCCGCGCCCGCGCCGGGCGGCGGCGACGACGACGACGACAUGUACUCCUAGAGGGUGCACGCCGCCGCCGUCCCAACCCCCACAAGUCCCCGAAGCUCUCCCCGCACACCCUGCUCGAUCCGCCCCCGCUCUGCUACAU